AUGACUGCGAACGUCAUGUACGAGCCGUUGGUCCGAACAGUGGCGCCCCCCAAGACACCCAGUGUUCUGACCCUGGGCCUGGCUGCUGACGAGCUAGCAUAUGCAGAGAUGGCGCUGGAACAUACUUACAACGUCAAGGCUUAUAUACCUGAGCCAGAGGGACCGACACUCGCCCUUGACGGCUUUGACCAGACCAUCGCAGAUGCUCUCACGCUCUACGCGAAUGGAUGCAAACCUCGAAGUCCCCGCCUGGGGCUUUGCGAGGUCGCCCCGGACGGGACCACACUCCACACCGUUAUCAAGCAAGGGUCCGAAGGGCUACGCCUGGUCGACGCUAAGAAUAUCCUGAUGGCAAUCCCGAUACUCCAGUCGGCAUUCACGAAGACGCUACCCCCGAAUGACGUAGCCAGCCUCCGCGAUAUCCUUCUGUGGUUCUACCCCGAGGAGCUUCUGUUCGGAACCUUCAACCCGAUCGGUAUCGAGUCAGUUCUGAGAGGCUUGCGGAGCAAGGUGCGAUCGAGGGCGCUCACUGCCGCCGGUCAAAUGACACGCUGGUUCAGAGACCUCUGGCUCUUCGUUUUCGUCGCCCAAAAGGUUGCUUCGCGAGUGGACAGGGCUGCAGGCAUCACGCACGAUAGCUACAACACGGUGCCGCGCAAGCACGAUGGCGUCGUUGCUAGUGUGCUGCAAGAUGAUGGCCUGACCCACCAGCUAUGGUCAGAUUACAGGGAUCUACUCGGAGACCUCGAGAGGCACACCGAAGAGGGAUUGGGCAAUCCCUGGGUGGCCCACGACUGA
Molecule: messenger RNA, 798 nt
Organism: Anthostomella pinea
Lineage: Eukaryota; Fungi; Ascomycota; Sordariomycetes; Xylariales; Xylariaceae
Source: the annotation of a GenBank genome assembly